AUGCUGACUGCCUACACUAACGCCUACCGAUGCCUGGCCAAGGACCUGGACGUGUACGCUAUGAACGCGGAGAUGACGAUGGACAACAUCGCAGGUCUGCAUGGCGGGGUGAGCGUGGGGGUGGCGGCCCAUGAGGCGGACAUGAUGAGCGGACACAGCCCCCACAGGGCCGGGGGGGGUUCGGCAGGGGCACCAGGGGGGGCUGUGUCCGCCGCGUCCAGUCUACGGUUACACCAGGACCUCGCCUCGCGCUCCGCCAUGGUGUCCAGCAUGGCCACCAUUUGGACGGCUCCGGGGGACUACCGGCCGGAGCUAUCGCUGCAGCCGCUGCACCACGCCAUGAGCAUGCCGUGCGACACCUCUCCGUCGGGGAUGGGGAUGAGCGGGACGUACACCAUCACGCCGCUGCAGCCCCUUCCCCCGAUCUCCACCGUCUCGGAUAAAUUCCACCACGCGCACCACCACCACCACGCGCACCACCAGCACCAGCGGCUGUCCGGGAACGUCAGCGGGAGCUUCACCCUGAUGCGGGACGACCGGGGGCUGCCGACCAACAACAUCUACAGCCCCUACAAGGACCCCAUGUCCGGGAUGGGUCAGAGCCUCUCCCCGGUGCUGGGCUCUAUCCACAACACCCAGCAGGCGCUCCACUACGGCCCCGCGACGCACGCAGCGGGGCACGACAAGAUGCUGGCCGCCGCCGCCAACUUCGACGCCCACCACACGCCACCAUGCUGGCCCGGGGAGACCCCCCACCAGCACCGUGGCCUGGCGGGCCCCCCGGCCGGCAUGAUGCCGCACUUAAACGGGAUGCACAACUCCGUCGGUGGGGCCACCACCCCCAGCUGCAGUCCCCCUCUCCACGGGCAGGUGUUGAGCUCCAGCCGGGAGAGACCCCCCUCUUCCUCGGGGUCUCAGGGGGGGAACGGCUCGGGCCAGCUGGAGGAGAUCAACACCAAGGAGGUGGCACAAAGGAUCACGGCGGAGCUGAAGCGCUACAGCAUCCCGCAGGCCAUCUUCGCCCAGCGGGUGCUUUGUCGCUCCCAGGGAACCCUCUCCGACCUCUUGCGGAACCCCAAGCCCUGGAGUAAGCUCAAGUCCGGCCGGGAGACUUUCCGGCGGAUGUGGAAGUGGCUCCAAGAGCCCGAGUUCCAGCGGAUGUCUGCCCUUCGGCUAGCAGCCUGCAAAAGAAAGGAGCUGGACCCAAGCAAAGACCGCCACAACACACCAAAGAAGUCCCGGCUGGUGUUCACCGACCUGCAGCGGCGCACCCUGCUGGCCAUCUUCAAGGAGAACAAGCGUCCGUCUAAGGAGAUGCAGCUGACCAUCUCCCAGCAGCUGGGCCUGGAGCUCACCACCGUCAGCAACUUCUUCAUGAACGCCCGGCGCCGCAGCCUGGACAAGUGGAUGGACGAGGGCUGCAGCCCCGGGGGCAUGUCCUCCGCCUCCAGCACCUGUACCAAAGCUUAGGGGGGGGAGGGAGGGAGGGAGGGAGGGAGGGGGAGGGGGAGGGCAGCAGUACCACCAGGGUGAUGAAGAAAAAUAACUUUUUUAAGUUUUAGUUUUUUGUGUGCUUUUUUCAACAAGGCUUCGGAGCGGGGCUGCCUGGUGCAUGCAACCAAAAACACACCAUGUACACCAUCCCAUCUCCUCCACAUCCCAUUGGCCCAGCCCCACGACGUGUCCCGCCCAGCCCACUGGUCUCACGCUCACCCCAGUGCCAGCACCACUGACCCGCCCAGGAGAGGACGCAGAUUAGAUAUCAAGAGGCAGAAGUCCAAUAGUCAAUUUAUGAAUAUGGAGAAUGUUCUAGAACGUUCCCUAACCCCCCUUACGCAUGAGGUACCCCGACACAAUCUUCAACCCGUCAGCUGUACUGUUGAAAUGUUAGUAAUUAAUUGGUAUGGAAACAAAACAUCAAAUCAAUUGAGGAUAACCUUAACAGAGGAACCCAAGUUAAAAGGUUCACAAAUAUGCAAGCACAAACACAAGCACACACGCACACACACACACACACACACACACACACACACACACACACACACACGCACACACACACACACGCACACACACACACACACACACACACACACA
Molecule: messenger RNA, 2094 nt
Organism: Gadus macrocephalus (Pacific cod)
Lineage: Eukaryota; Metazoa; Chordata; Actinopteri; Gadiformes; Gadidae
Gene: onecut2
Product: one cut homeobox 2
Biological process (GO): regulation of transcription by RNA polymerase II
Cellular component (GO): nucleus
Molecular function (GO): RNA polymerase II cis-regulatory region sequence-specific DNA binding; DNA-binding transcription factor activity, RNA polymerase II-specific
Source: RefSeq, a predicted model, not a curated record